This is a messenger RNA of Contarinia nasturtii (swede midge), 1901 nucleotides long. Its product is annotated as TBC1 domain family member 1-like. The record is from RefSeq and is a predicted model, not a curated record. The transcript has 4 exons. The annotation marks the transcript as partial. NCBI's taxonomy places the organism in Eukaryota, Metazoa, Arthropoda, Insecta, Diptera, Cecidomyiidae.
UACAGUGUUCUAUUGAAGAGUCUAACCGAACACCAACAUGCUAUUUUCAUCGAUUUGGGACGAACCUUCCCAAAUCAUCAGUACUACAAAGACUCACUUGGCGUUGGCCAACUGUCACUUUUCAACGUACUCAAAGCAUACAGUAUCUUAGACCCGGAACUUGGAUAUUGUCAAGGCCUAGGCUUUAUUUGUGGCAUACUACUUUUACAUUGUGAAGAGGAGCAAGCGUUUAAUCUACUGAAACAUCUAAUGUUCCGUCGUCAAAUGAGAGCAAACUACCUGCCCGAUAUGAAGCAAUUCCAAUUACAAUUAUAUCAAUUAUCACGUUUAAUUCGAGAUCAACUACCCGAUUUGUACAAAUGGCUUGAUGCAAAUGAUGUUUCUCCGACUUUGUAUGCCGCUCCAUGGAUUCUAACCAUUUUUAGUUCACAAUUUCCGUUGGGUUUUGUAACACGUGUCUUUGAUUUACUGUUCUUGGAAUCAUCGGAGGUCGUAUUUCGUGUGGCAAUGAAAUUGCUGGAAAUACAUCAAUAUGAGCUCAUGAAACGUGAAAAUUUCGAAGACAUUAUGAACUAUAUGAAAACCACUGUGCCCGAUAUUGAUGCCACAACAAUGGAUAAGGUGUUGAAAGAAGUAUUCACUAUGGAUAUCAAAAAGCAACUGAUUGAAUACCAAGUGGAAUAUAAUGUGCUUCAAGAAGAAAUUACCACAUCUCAGCACUACAUGGAAACAUUGAAUCGUGAAAAAGAAAAUUAUUCACAAUUGGAAUCAAAGUUGCAGUUUGCAGAAUCAAGUAUAACCCAGCUAGAGAAGACGCGAACAUCGCAACAAACACAAAUUCAAUCACUUCAAAUACAAGUGCAAAACUUGGAAACAACUGUAGAAACACUGGGCCAAUUCAUGUUGCAGUUGGCCGAAAAGAAUAGUGCUAUUGAAGAGAUGUUGCCGAGUGAUGUUCAACGGAUCUUACAACAAAUUGGCAAUUUAAAUGCACAACGAAAGAAGCCAAUCUUUAUGGAACGUAAAAUUGGUAAAUCAAUGUCAAUAAACUCACAACUCGGUUUCCCAACGAAAAUACUCGAAGAAUUGGAGGGCCAUGACACCGGCAAACCGAAAUCAACAUUCUUUGAAAGCACAUACAAUCAGAUACGUAAGCAAAGUACACGCAAUCGACCAAAUCUGAUUGUAUCUAAAAUUGAAACAGCUGCCGAUGAGAAUAUUCCGCCGCCAACAACCAUCGAUAAGUCACACAAUGAAAUUAGUGAGGGUAGUAUAUUGAAAGACACACUACGUAAUAACGAUGGUUUGGACAGUGGUUUCGCGACACCGUUAUCACCGAAAGAGAACAGUAUCACCAGUAUUGUUGAAAAAAAUUCCAUUGCAAUUGAACAAAUUGCGGCCGAUAGUCAUCCGUUUGGAAAUUGUGAAGACGUCAACUUCAAAUACAGUUCAACACAAUUGAAAUCGCUUAGACCAUUGCAUCUGCGAACGACCAUUGCAACACCAGCCACCGGCAACGAAAAACACAUCGAUGGCCGAAGUUAAUAAACGACAAAUUAAGAUAUACUAUUUUAAAUUAAUAAUAAUAAUAAUAUUUAUAAAUAAGGAAUUGAUUUUAGACAUGAUUGAGUAAAACUUUGUAGCUUUUUAUCUCAACAUCUGUUCGAAAUUUAUGAACAAUUUUUAUUGCGCUAGGUGGAAUAGUUUAUACACAAACCAAAAUGUUUUGUCUCUCUCUCUCUGUAAUGAAUGUGAUUUGAAUUUGAAAAUGAAAUGGAAAAUGUGAAUGUGAAUGUGCUUAUCCAAUUAUUAUUUUAUUAUUAUACCGACAGUUGAUAAUUUUAUCGCUUUUCUUUAAGCAUAGUAAAACGUUUGAUCAGUUUUAAUCUAGUUUUAAUGCU